CGGUCUAAAUCCAUUGACCAAGUUCCAGCGUGUCAGGUAUAGGGCGACGAACCCCCGCCGGAUUCAACGUGCCUGAAGCAAGACCUCCUCUAUUGUCCAGGAGGAGCCGGUAGGGAUUCUGAAUGCAAAAGGGGAAAAACAUAGAGAGAGAGAGAGAGAGAGAGAGAGAGAGAGAGAUGGUAAUCAAGAGCAACAGCAGCAGAUCCUCUUAUUAUUCUCAGCACCGAACUCGAUUCCUGCGCAGACCCUCUCCAUCUUCCAUCUCUGCCUACAUUUUCCUUCUCGUCUUUUCGAUUGUCUUCUUCAUCUUCUCUCCUUGGAAGAUCCCUCAUGACGACCACGAAAAGAUCCCUUUCUCAACUGAGGAUCCUCCACAGGUGCCAGAAGAGCGGCUUUGGAAUGCUCGUUUCAACCAUGGUUUCACCCCAUGUGUCAAGCCUACCAAAAGAUACAGAGUUCCCCAAAAUCGGGACCGCUAUCUAACUGUAAGAAGUAACGGAGGCCUCAAUCAAAUGCGCACCGGUAUAAGUGAUAUGGUUGCCAUUGCACGCAUAAUGGAUGCAACACUAGUAAUUCCUCAGCUGGAUAGGAAAUCGUUUUGGCAAGAUUCAAGUACAUUUUCAGACAUAUUUGAUGAGUUCCACUUUAUCACUGCCUUGCAAGGGGAUGUGAGGAUAGUGAAGGAGCUUCCAAAGGAAUUAGAAUCCACUCCUAGGGCUCGGAAGCACUUCACUUCCUGGGCCAGUAUGGGAUAUUAUGAGGAGAUGACACGGUUAUGGAAUGACUAUCAGGUGAUUCAUGUUCCAAAAUCCGAUUCACGGUUAUCAAACAAUGACCUUCCUCUUGAUAUUCAGAGGUUGCGGUGCCGUGCUCUUUAUCAUGCUCUCCGUUUUUCUCCUCCAAUAGAGAACUUGGGAAAGAAGCUGGUGGAGCGGCUGAGGUUACAUGGGCAAUACAUUGCUCUUCAUCUGCGAUUUGAGAAGGAUAUGCUAUCAUUUACUGGUUGUACCUAUGGUUUGUCUGAAACAGAGGCUGAAGAGCUGAGAAUAAUGAGGGAGAAUACGAACCACUGGAAGACGAAGAAGAUAAACUCAACAGAACAGCGGAUUGGAGGUUAUUGCCCGCUUACUCCAAAGGAGGUGGGGAUCUUUCUGCAAGCUCUAGGCUACCCUCCAUCCACUUGGAUUUACAUUGCAGCUGGUGAAAUAUAUGGUGGUGAUUUUCACCUCUCAGAGCUCAGAUCUCGCUUUCCAAAUUUAGUUUUCAAGGAGAUGGUGGCAACUCCAGAGGAAUUGAGAAUGUUUGCCAAUCAUGCAUCUCAGACAGCAGCAAUAGAUUACAUUAUGUCUGUAGAAAGCGAUGUGUUUGUUCCGUCAUAUUCAGGUAACAUGGCAAGAGCUGUUGAGGGGCAUCGCAGAUUCUUAGGGCAUCGCAAGACCAUCACUCCAGAUAGGAAAGGUUUGGUAGGAGUCUUUGAUAAGAUGGAAAGAGGAGAGCUGGAAGAAGGCUCAUCAUUAUCAUCAAUUGUAACUCAGAUGCAUAAACACAGGCAAGGAGGUCCCAGGAAAAGGGGAGGUUCCUUUCCUGGGAUUAAAGGCCGGGCUCGGUUUAGAACUGAGGAAUCUUUCUAUGAAAACCCAUUUCCAGAAUGCAUCUGCAGUACUAAAACACAUGUUUAGAUUGGAUAGAGCCUGGUUCAUCCCCUCCUUACUCCUAGUGAAGUCGGCAAGUUUCCCCAUUUUUUUACAGCGAGUCUUAUGAUCAAUGAGUGGAUGGUUGGUGCUACUGUAUGCGAAUUGUGGAUAUAUUCUUUUAGAUGUGCAAUCCACAUUGACAUAAGAAUCACUUCCAUCUAUUCUCAAGAAAUGAGGAAAACAAACUGAUAUAUUCGUUAAUAAAAUAAUCUAUUUUCCCUCUGAAUAAUUUAGUUGAUAAGUGCAUAAUGCCUGUUUUCUGCUUUGUUCCAACUUGUGGCCUUAUCAGGAGAAUCUACGGAUCUUACAGAGGUUUGGUUUAUUGCUUGCCUCGCCUCGCCUCGCCUCCCCUCCAUGCUUUUGGGUGCCUUGACUUAUUUUCCUACCAUGCUUUCUAAGUUCAAUGCCUGGUCAAAUAAAGUGUAUUCAAAGAAAUUUUGGGAAAAUCGUCACUGUAGGUUUCUUAUCCUAAGUGUCCAUAGAUUUUCUGGAUAUAGUAAUUCCUCUUAGCUGGAGCAUCAUCUUCCUUCCAUUCUUUCUUUCGUUCUUCUGUAACUAAAAAAAUGUUAUUGGUAUGGGCAUCAGUUUUAAGCAGAGAAAUGCUUUGGUUUGAGCUUCA
Magnolia sinica is the source of this 2313-nucleotide messenger RNA. Its product is annotated as O-fucosyltransferase 38. The coding region runs from base 123 to 1679 and encodes 518 amino acids. Gene Ontology annotation, cellular component: nucleus; cytoplasm. Lineage: Eukaryota; Viridiplantae; Streptophyta; Magnoliopsida; Magnoliales; Magnoliaceae. The record is from RefSeq and is a predicted model, not a curated record. The transcript has 13 exons.